CCUCAAUCGUCGGAAAACAAGCCGUUGAUGAGGAGUUGGGCCGUCGCCUCUGGGCAGGCAAAUGCAAAAGCCAGUUUUGUCGUCGCAAAGAGCAAGUCCCUGAUGGAUCCGCUCGCAAUACCAAAGGCAAUCCACAUCCCUUUUGCAAGCUGGUGGCGUCACUUCCGCCACAAUUGACACCGCAAACCCUGUUCAUAUUUUGCAUUGAGAUGCAUAUAUAUAUAUUUAGAGUAUGAGUAACACAGUAAACUGUUGCAG
This is a messenger RNA of Linum tenue, 258 nucleotides long. The record is from the annotation of a GenBank genome assembly. Lineage: Eukaryota; Viridiplantae; Streptophyta; Magnoliopsida; Malpighiales; Linaceae.